GCCUCGCGACAGGUAGCACUGUUCCUGCGGCAGAUCAAUGAACAGCCUGCAACGGUUCGGCUUUGGGCAAUGCUCAUGCGGUGACCGGAACAUCGGAUGAAUCCCUCGGGAGCCUCACGCAAGCCAAUCCGCGAUCUAGGAGGAGGGUGGAGAAAUAUGCUCACCCACCGGCUUGACAAUUCUUUAGACUUUGCGAUCGCCACGCAAGACACCUUCUGGAAGGCUGGAGGACGUAACGCAUCAUAACCUUGGGCUUCGCUUCACUCAAGACAGAGUUUGGCCUACGCGAACAUGCUGCCGGUUCGAGUCGAGCCGACUUGAAGUAUGAAGUAUCGUGCGGUGGUGCCAAGCGGCCCAGCUCGUGGCCUCGGCUACAACUUCAACCUGGAGUCUGAGCGCGAUGAUGAUGCUCACAAUGUGCAGGUACAUCUAUCACACACCGAACCAACGCCUAGCACGAGUCAACUGAAGCAUCCAUCUCAUCAUGGGAGAUUCGUGGCGAUCCAUCGCCGCUCGCAAACAGCAGGAGCGAGCCUCGCGCAUACCCGUCGAAUGGCGUCUGCAGGCGUCCCAGAUCUCAAGCUACGGUGCCUGCGUUCUGGACGCGCCACGACGAUUGGGCCUACUUACGACGACUGAGCUGAAAAUAACUGAAGACUUCGACGCCGUAGGUCUACUGGACGAGCUAGCAAACGGGCGCCUCCAAUCCGUCGACGUCGUGAGAGCCUUCGCAAAACGAACUGCAAUCGCGCACCAACUAGUCAACUGUUGCACCGAGCUGCUAUUCGACGAUGCGCUCAAGCGUGCUCAGGAAAUAGACGAGCAUCUCGCCAAGACUGGCAAGACAAUCGGUCCUCUCCAUGGCUUGCCAAUUUCCAUCAAAGACUGCUUCCGGGUUAAAGGCUACGAUGCGAGUGUUGGCAUCGCAAGUCUUUGCUUCAAGCCAGCCACCAGCAAUUCGGCGCUUGUAGACCAAUUGCUAUCUCUCGGAGCUGUCAUACUAGCCAAAACAAAUAUCCCCCUCACCAUGAUGGCGCUUGACUCGCACAACAAUGUCUUUGGGCGUACACUCAAUCCAUUGAACCGCGAACUCACCGCCGGUGGCAGUAGCGGCGGUGAGGGGGCCCUCGUAGCUAUGCGCGGUUCUAUAUUGGGCGUGGGGACAGACGUGGGAGGGUCUGUUCGCAUUCCGGCCUUCUGCAAUGGUCUCUGGGGCAUCAAACCUUCUCACGGACGCGUGCCAUAUGCUGGACAAGAGAGCGGGCAGAAACCGGGCAGCAGCAAGCUUGGAAUCGAAGCAACUGCGGGACCAAUCGCGACGACUCUCAGAGACUGCGAGCUGCUACUGCGCGUCGUCGCAGAUAGCGCACCGGAGAUCUACGAUGUCGAAGUGGUGGCCCAGGACUGGUCACGGCAACUUCCCUUGAUUCUGAGAGGUCGAAAGCUUCGUGUUGGGCUGAUCCGUACCGACGCCAUUGCCCGACCGCUUCCGAUAAUAGAUCACUUGAUGGACGAAGUCGCUAAGACACUUCGCGCUUCGAAAGAGUCCAUCGAAGUCGUUGAGGUCGACGCCUCUCGUAUCCUGUCACGGAUCCUGAAAACUUUCAAUGGUAUAGUAUCUAUUGACGGCGCCAAUGCUUGGUUUGACCACAUGGAAAAAACGGGAGAACCAUUGUCGCCAUGGCUGCAAGGCAGACUCACUAGACGAAAGCCAAAAUCCACAGAUGAGGUACGCGCGUUACAGGCGCAGAAGUCGGAACUACAAACCGAGUUUCUAAAAGUAUGGAGUGAAGCUGGCGGCUAUUGGGUUACGGAUGACAGCAAGCUACACAAGGGUGACAGAACUCUAGAUGUGCUACUCAUGCCUGUUGCUCCUCACCCUGUCCCAGGCAUAGAUCGCUGGAACAUCGUCAACUACACCGCUUCACUGAACCUCCUCGACCUCCCCGCCGGCGUGCUUCCACUUCGGCAGGUCCGCGAAGACGACCUCAAGGGCGAUCUCCCCUCCUCCGAUCCCCUCAACGCAUGGGACAAGAUCAACAGGGAGCAGUGGACAAAGGUCGAUCGGAAGAUGUACCUCGGCAGCCCGCUGAGCGUGCAGGUCGUGACUCCAAGGUUGACCGAGAGGAAACUUGUUGAAGCUAUGGCGGUGCUAGACCAGGCACUUCGGCCGAUGAAGGACGGCAGUGUACAGCCUAGCAGUAAAUUGUAGGGACAAUUAACGUGGUCGGAAGACUUGAUUCAAAACAAAAGAGCAUCCCACAUCCCACAUCCCACAACCAGCAAUAGCCGUAGGUGCCUACCUUUCCUGCCAGCAGAACUUUGCAGUGCGAUGGCGCUCAAUUGGGCAAGUUCCUGGCUGUCGAGCUAAUGCGCUGGUCGGAGAAGGAGAUGGCUCCAAGGGGGUCGCUCGUAGGAGGUACACUGAUCUCAGUUUCAACAUCUCAUCUAGAGUCGCAUCGCUGUCGAUAGCGUGAGAAAAAGAUCAACAGCACCAAAUGCUAAACGGCG
Molecule: messenger RNA, 2511 nt
Organism: Cercospora beticola
Lineage: Eukaryota; Fungi; Ascomycota; Dothideomycetes; Mycosphaerellales; Mycosphaerellaceae
Source: RefSeq, a predicted model, not a curated record